This is a messenger RNA of Mucor mucedo, 1346 nucleotides long. RefSeq lists its product as uncharacterized. The transcript is spliced from 3 exons. NCBI's taxonomy places the organism in Eukaryota, Fungi, Mucoromycota, Mucoromycetes, Mucorales, Mucoraceae. The coding region runs from base 34 to 1191 and encodes 385 amino acids. Gene Ontology annotation, cellular component: cytoplasm. The record is from RefSeq and is a predicted model, not a curated record. Gene Ontology annotation, molecular function: electron-transferring-flavoprotein dehydrogenase activity; flavin adenine dinucleotide binding.
UUUUUUUUACUUUUGUGUAUUCUACAAAUUAAAAUGUCUGUAAAAAAUAUUGUUAUUGUUGGUGGUGGAUUCGCAGGUACUCAACUUGCUACUGCUCUCGAGAAAAUCUUGACUAAAGUCAAUGACAAGGAAUUUCGCAUCAUUCUUGUUGAAAAGAAAACACAUUUUUAUCACUCCAUUGGUGGUCUUCGUUCUGCCGUCAUUGACUGGGAUAACAAGAUCAUGAUCCCUUACACCAACUUAUUUAACAACGAGUCCAAUUUGGUGAUCCAAGCUUCGGCCGUUGAAUUAAACAAGAAGAGUAUCACCUUGGACAGAAAUGUUCCUGACUUUGGAACCACUCUUCGAUUCGACUAUUUAAUCUUGGCCACAGGUACUCGUUACCCUGCUCCCGCUAAAGCAACCGCUCUUGACUACGAUGCUACCGUCGAACAUCUCGUCACUUUGCGUGCAGAGAUUAAAGCUGCCAAAUCCAUUGUCAUUGUUGGUGGUGGUCCCGUCGGUAUCGAAUUAGCUGGUGAGAUUCGUGAUGUCUAUGCAGACACUAAAAUCACAGUUGUACAUAACGAGGAUAGUCUUCUAAACUCCAGCACUCCCAAACUUCGUAAAAAGUGUGAAACCUUAUUGGAAAAGAGCAAUGUCAACCUAAUCCUCAGUGACUCUGUUAUUUUACCUACUGCAGCAAACUCAUACUAUCACCCUCAAGAUAAAGUAGUCGAGACCAAGAGUGGAAAAUCUUUAACAGACGUCGAUUUGGUCUUGUUGGCAUUUGGUAACCGACCAGAAACAGACUGGUUAAAGAAUAGUGGUCUUUUAGCAGAGAAUGGUUAUGUCAAGGUGAAACCUACUUUCCAAGUAGAUGUUAAGGGUCGCGAAAAUAUCUAUGUGUUGGGUGAUGCUGCCAAUUUUAACGAAACCAAGAUGGCAUACCGUGUGGGUGGUCAUGUGACUAUUCUUAUUAGCAAUCUGUUUGACGUGCUUGUCCGAAAGAAGGAGCCCACCAAUGUAUACAAGAAGGCUCCCGAUGCCAUGUUUAUUACCUUUGGUAAAGACAAGGGCGUAGGAUUAUUACCCAUCUUGGGUGGCAUUGUUGUUGGUAAUUGGGUUGUUUCCAAACUCAAGAGUACAACUCUCUUUACCGCUAAUAGUUGGAGAACCCUCAAACUUACGGAACCUGUUGGUUCUAUUUAGUAAACAACAGGUAACGGAUGCCGCUGUACAAAAACGUCCUCUUAUUCCUUUUACUCCCUUUCUCACUAUUAUCAUUGCUCUCUUUCUUACUGCAUACACAUCUUAUAAAUCCUAAUACUAAAAUAAUAAACAUUGAUAGUCAUGCACAUCUUCAU